Molecule: messenger RNA, 2282 nt
Organism: Medicago truncatula (barrel medic)
Lineage: Eukaryota; Viridiplantae; Streptophyta; Magnoliopsida; Fabales; Fabaceae
Product: probable inorganic phosphate transporter 1-3
Exons: 2
Coding region: 160-1761 (533 amino acids)
Biological process (GO): transmembrane transport; phosphate ion transport
Cellular component (GO): membrane
Molecular function (GO): phosphate transmembrane transporter activity
Source: RefSeq, a predicted model, not a curated record
ACCUAGCAAGGUUCAUGUUACCUAUAUAUAUGCAUAUUAAUAGUUUAGCUGCUCAAAGUGCAGGCACCUAGCUAGCUCCUCAUACAAACUUGACUUCUCACAAGGAGGUCUUCUCUCUCUCUAUCUCUCUAGCUUGGGGACUAGGUAACAAAUUCAGCCAUGUCAGGAGAGCUAGGAGUGCUAAAUGCACUUGAUGUGGCCAAGACACAAUUGUAUCACUUCACUACAAUUGUGAUUGCUGGAAUGGGAUUCUUCACUGAUGCAUAUGAUCUUUUCUGCAUUUCCCUUGUCACAAAGUUGUUAGGGAGAAUAUAUUACACUGAACCAAAUCCAACAAGACCAGGAACACUUCCACCAAGUGCUCAAUCAGCUGUAACUGGUGUUGCACUUGUUGGAACACUAGCAGGCCAAUUAUUCUUUGGUUGGCUUGGCGACAAACUUGGUAGGAAAAAAGUCUAUGGUUUAACACUUAUUCUCAUGGUGGUUUGUUCAGUUGCUUCAGGACUCUCUUUUGGAUCAAGUCCAAAGAGUGUUAUGGCAACACUUUGUUUCUUUAGGUUUUGGCUUGGUUUUGGUAUUGGUGGUGAUUACCCUCUUUCAGCUACAAUCAUGUCUGAAUAUGCUAACAAAAAAACUAGAGGUGCAUUUAUUGCUGCUGUUUUUGCCAUGCAAGGUUUUGGUAUCUUAGGUGGUGGAAUUGUUGCUUUGACUGUGGCUUCUAUAUUUGAUCACAAAUAUAAGGUUCCUACCUUUGAAGAAAAUCCAGCUGCAUCAUUGUUAGUGCCUCAAUUUGAUUAUGUUUGGAGACUUAUUCUUAUGUUCGGUGCUCUUCCAGCUGCAUUGACGUACUACUGGCGAAUGAAAAUGCCAGAAACAGCUCGUUACACGGCUCUUGUUGCUAAGAACGCGAAACAAGCUGCUGCGGAUAUGUCUAAGGUGUUGCAAGUUGAACUUGAAGUUGAAGAGGAGAAGGUAGAAAAAAUGACUAGUGAUAAAAGGAAUAGUUAUGGCUUGUUCAGCAAGCAAUUCGCAGCACGACAUGGUUUGGCUUUGUUUGGAACAUGUAGUACAUGGUUUUUGUUGGAUAUUGCUUUCUAUAGUCAGAAUCUUUUCCAAAAGGACAUUUUUAGCGCAAUCGGAUGGAUCCCUCCGGCAAAAGAAAUGAAUGCAAUUCAUGAGGUUUACAAGAUUGCAAGAGCACAAACACUUAUUGCGUUGUGCAGUACUGUUCCGGGUUACUGGUUCACAGUAGCGUUUAUCGAUCACAUGGGUCGUUUCGCUAUUCAAAUGAUGGGAUUCUUCUUCAUGACUGUUUUCAUGUUUGCACUUGCCAUACCAUAUGAUCAUUGGAGCAAGGAAGAGAAUAGAAUUGGGUUUGUUGUAAUAUACUCACUCACAUUCUUCUUUGCUAAUUUUGGUCCAAAUGCUACGACAUUUGUUGUACCGGCAGAGAUUUUUCCGGCUAGGUUAAGGUCUACCUGUCAUGGAAUCUCAGCUGCUGCAGGAAAGGCAGGAGCAAUUGUUGGUGCAUUUGGAUUCUUGUAUGCUGCACAAAGUAAAGAUCCUACCAAGACCGAUAAAGGGUACCCAACCGGUAUUGGGAUUAAGAACUCUCUUAUCAUGCUUGGUGUGAUCAACUUUGUUGGGAUGUUAUGCACAUUACUUGUUCCGGAAUCAAAGGGAAAAUCGUUGGAAGAGUUAAGUGGAGAGAAUGAGGGAGAAGGUGCCGAGGCCACUGAGCAAGAAGGAUCAAGGGUUUAAACUGCAGUCACAGUCAUAAAUACCGGUGCAUAACAUGAAUUAAUUUUAUAUUUGCAACAUGUUUUUAAAAUCUUAAACCUUCUAUUUUUCCACUCCAUAGGUUAUCAAUUAAGUAUUAUUAUUUUGUGUGAUUCUACUACUUUGGAAUAUAAGAAGAUUGAAAAGGAAUUUCUGUGAGCCCUAUAUAUAAACCCUAAACCCUAUGUUUAUUGCCUAUUGGUACCCACUGUACUUUGCGGCUGUUGUGAAGAUCAAGUUAUAAUUGCUAGGAUAGUUUCUAUUUGGUUCAUGUUAGUUUUCAACAAAGUGAUUUCAAUUAUGUUGUUUGAACACUUUAAACUAGUUAUUGGUUGUUGUAUUCACAAUAAUGAUGUAGUUCUAUGCUUCUUGGUGCAUGAACAAAUACUACAUAAAGUGUAAGCCCUUGGUUGUAAUUGUAUUUUAGGAAAUAUUUACUAUUUUGUAAUUGAUUUUAGCCUUUGUUUGAGAUUGAGAUAACAUGUAUUUACUUUCCUUUCUCA